This is a messenger RNA of Ceratitis capitata (Mediterranean fruit fly), 1122 nucleotides long. RefSeq lists its product as uncharacterized. Bases 1 to 1122 code for a protein of 373 amino acids. The transcript is spliced from 3 exons. The record is from RefSeq and is a predicted model, not a curated record. Lineage: Eukaryota; Metazoa; Arthropoda; Insecta; Diptera; Tephritidae.
AUGGAGUUGUUGGGCCAAGUGAGAGAUGUAAAGAAUAAGACACGUGCACCUCGCUCAAGAACAAUUGAAAAUAUUGCUGCUGUAGUACAAAGUGUUGAAGUAAACCCAGUUCAAUUAACACCAGAACUCAAGUCGGCCGAUCAGCAACAACGUCGCGUCUUUACUGAUUGGGAGCUUGAAAUGCUCGAAAUAAUACAGAAAUUCAACCACCUUCUCAUGUUAUCUCACAUCAUUUACUUCAGUAACAGCACACCAUUAUUUGGUGGCGAAAAAGUACACAUUAAAGUUCAUGUGCCGGAGGAAAUUUCACAUAAUUUCCAUGAAGCUGCAACAAUUCGUGAACCUAAAAUUAGUAUUAAUCAUCAAAAUCAACACGAACAGGGACAACAGACACCUGUGAUUGUGCAUAUUCGAACCAAGCUUAGCCACAAUCAACGGGACUCUCUCUUGGAAAACUUUCUCUUCUCGGAUUGGAAAAAUACUUUUGAUGAUGCAAGUAUCGAGGAACUAACCGAGCAUUUAUUUCAUACUGCAGACGAAGCAGCUUAUCGGAAUGCUUAUAUUAAAAUUGCACCUAAAAGACCAACAAAAUAUAUAAAUACCUACAAAGUGGUUGAAUAUAAGGCGCCAGGCUUUGGAAAAAAUUACUAUGAAAACCACCCAAACCACUUUGAUAACCAUCCAACUCGCGCACCCUACACAGAAACUGGAUAUAAGCCUGCGUAUACUCAGGAAAACAACCACGAAUUUACUACAACCAUACCAAUUAUGGAGCUUAUACCCAACACAAACGCAUAUUUGCCGCCUUAUGAAUAUCCUUCGCCAUCGAUUGACAUUCCUUAUGUAACUACGAAUGUGUUGUUGCCUCCCAAGGAAACACUCACUCCACCCAUCAAAGAAGCCGAAGACUUUCGUAGUGAGUUUAACUCUUCAGACGGUCCCAAUGAAGAUCUCUUACCUUUCAUUGGUGGCGAUAUGUAUCUACCUGUGGACGAGGAGAAUUCAGUAGCUCAAGAGGCGAUUGAAACAUAUACCGGUUUCGAUAGUUAUUCUGCAGGUCAUGUGCAAGGCAUAGACGACCAGAGCUACUCGCCAUAUCGUCGAAAGGGUAAAAUAAUUUAA